AUGAAGACCAAGAACCAGCCUCCCCGGCGGCGGACGCCACUGCAGGACACCGAGGCCAGCCUGGGGGAGCGGACGCUCGACGUGUCCCAGCAGGGCUCGGGGCCAGAGUUGUCCAAGGGUCUUCGGAGCAGGACGACCCGAGCUGCAGGGACGCGGGCUGAGGCCGGGCGACGGAGACAGGGCCCCGGGGGCCGGAGGGACAACAGUGUCCAGAGGCGACUGGAGAGCAACGAGCGGGAGCGUCAGAGGAUGCACAAGCUCAACAAUGCCUUCCAGGCCCUGCGCGAGGCCAUCCCGCACGUGCGUGCCGACAAGAAACUCUCCAAGAUCGAGACCCUCACGCUGGCCAAGAACUACAUCAAGUCCCUGACCGCCACCAUCCUGACCAUGUCCAGCAGCCGCUUCCCAGACCCCGCUCCGGGCUCCAAGCUCUACCAGCAUUACCACCAGCAGCAGCAAGCCACCGGCGGCGCGCUCGGGGACACUGAGGCCCAGCCUCAGGGCCACCUGCAGCGGUACUCCACACAGAUCCAUAGCUUCCGAGAGGGCAGCUAG
Molecule: messenger RNA, 555 nt
Organism: Castor canadensis (American beaver)
Lineage: Eukaryota; Metazoa; Chordata; Mammalia; Rodentia; Castoridae
Source: RefSeq, a predicted model, not a curated record